This is a messenger RNA of Cryphonectria parasitica EP155, 663 nucleotides long. RefSeq lists its product as uncharacterized. The annotation marks the transcript as partial. The transcript is spliced from 2 exons. The record is from RefSeq and is a predicted model, not a curated record. NCBI's taxonomy places the organism in Eukaryota, Fungi, Ascomycota, Sordariomycetes, Diaporthales, Cryphonectriaceae.
AUGGCCGCCUUACUCUUCACCACUCCUCUUCUCGCCGGCGCAGAGAGCAGCAUCCAUAAGCGCCAUGUCCAGCUCGUGAACCCAACCCCAUAUAACUGGGAUGAGUACGGCCCCACAAACCCGCUCAACCCAGACGGCUCCGACUACCCAUGCAAGGUCCCGCAGGGCGACGCCUUCGUCAUCAACGGCACGGCCACCGAGAUGGCCAUCGGCGAGGAGCAGAGUGUCUCCUUCGCCGGCUGGGCGGUGCACGGCGGCGGAAGCUGCCAGUUUGCCCUGACGGAGGGCCACACGCCCACCACGGACUCGGUCUGGAAGGUCAUCCACUCCAUCGAGGGCGGCUGUCCCAAGGCCAACGUCACCGGGAACCUCGAGCCAGGCCAGGACCCGGAUACGUAUACUUUCACCAUCCCAGACGACUUUGCUCCUGGUGCGUAUACGUGGGCCUGGACCUGGGUCAACCGCAUCGCCGGGUCGCCUGAGUUCUACAUGAACUGUGCGCCUGUCACGGUCACUGACGGCGACGACACCACCAAGACUGCCGAGACGACGUACCCGGAUCUGUUUCUCGCCAACAUUGGCAGCGCCAGUAAUGGCUGUACUACCUCUGAGGCCCUGUACGAGCAGGUGGCCAUCGCCUAUCCUUACCCUGGCAAUUCUGUC